Messenger RNA from Pipra filicauda (Wire-tailed manakin), 538 nucleotides. RefSeq names its product feather keratin 1-like. Lineage: Eukaryota; Metazoa; Chordata; Aves; Passeriformes; Pipridae. The transcript has 3 exons. Gene Ontology annotation, cellular component: intermediate filament. Gene Ontology annotation, molecular function: structural constituent of cytoskeleton. The record is from RefSeq and is a predicted model, not a curated record. The coding region runs from base 1 to 444 and encodes 147 amino acids.
AUGUCCUCCUUAGGAGAAGACUGUGGGGACUCAGGAGAGGAUUGCAUUGUGCAGGAGCAGUAUAAAAGUGAGCUCUUCUCCUUACUCUCUCAUCCACUCCUCUUGCCCUCUGUCCCAGGUGCAGCUCCAGCCCCAGACAUGUCCUGCUACACCCCGUGCCUGCCCUGCCAGCCCUGCGGCCCGACCCCGCUGGCCAACAGCUGCAAUGAGCCCUGUGUCAGGCAGUGCCAGGACUCCAAUGUCUUCAUCCAGCCCUCCCCCGUGGUGGUGACCCUGCCCGGGCCCAUCCUCAGCUCCUUCCCACAGAACACCGCCGUGGGAUCCUCCACCUCCGCUGCUGUUGGCAGCAUCCUCAGCUCUCAGGGAGUGCCCAUCAACUCCGGGGGCUUUGGCCUCUCUGGCCUGGGCAGUGGCCUCUGUGGCAGGAGCUGCUUCCCCUGCUAAAGCUGCUCCCUGCUCUGGGCUCUCCCCUUGGAUCCACCUCUCUUCCCUCCCUUGACUCAUUAAAUUCUGCUGCAUCCCAGCCCACGCCUCCGUG